AUGCGUGCUGCCAUCUCUGCAUGGCGGAAAAAGAAGGCGGGCAAGAUCGGCAACACGCAGGUGGACGGCAGCUUCAUCAGUGACGGCUUCUCCAACUGGAAACAGGUUCCCGUGAGGUUCCGGAAGCACGACGGCAGCGAGUGCCACAAGGAGGCGGUCGAGCGUCUGGUGACGCUUCACGCCACUACGUGUGACGUUGGAGAGACGCUGUCAGCGGGGCACGCUAAGGAGAAGGCCGACAACCGGAAGCAGCUGCUGCAAAUCUGCAGCAUACGGUUUCUUGCACGCCGGGGCAUCGCGCUACCCGGGCAUGACGACGAUGAGGGAAAAUUCGUGCAGCUGCUACACCAUCACGGGGAGACGGACAGCGCUCUCCUCGCGUGGCUGGAACGGAAGCGGGACAAGUUCGUCGCCCCUGAUAUCCAGAAUGAAGUACACCAGCUCAUGGCACUGCGCAUCCUCCGUAAAGUGGCAAGCGACAUCAAGACAAACGAGUUUUACACCAUCAUGGCUGACGAGACAACAGACAAGUCCAACCGAGAACAAGUGGUAUUAGUCUUCAGACACGUGGACGGGGACUUAAAUGUGCACGAUAACUUUGUUGGGUUUUACCAAGUACAUUCCAUUGACGCCACUACACUGACGUCGUGCAGAGGGCAGUGUUAUGACGGGGCCAGCAACAUGACCGGAGCGAAGCGUGGUGUGGCGACCAACAUGUUAGCCAAGAAAGGGCGAGCUGUGUUCACUCAAUCUGGCUGUAGGGGACUGUGUACGUCAGUGCAAGCUCUUGCGCGACACCAUGGAUACGGUGCAUGA
This is a messenger RNA of Dreissena polymorpha, 816 nucleotides long. Its product is annotated as zinc finger MYM-type protein 1-like. The transcript has 2 exons. The coding region runs from base 1 to 816 and encodes 271 amino acids. NCBI's taxonomy places the organism in Eukaryota, Metazoa, Mollusca, Bivalvia, Myida, Dreissenidae. The record is from RefSeq and is a predicted model, not a curated record.